AUGGCGGAUAAGCCACCGCAGAUCGCCAUACUUGGUGCCGGCAUCUUUGUUCGAAGUACUUACAUUCCCCGGCUGGCUGAACUAUCCAACCUAUUCGAAUCAGCCAGAGGUGCUGCUGAGAUUGCUAAGAAGUUUUUUCCGGAUGUCGAAUGUAAGUGGGGAGAGGAAGGACUUGACGAGAUUAUUCGAGAUGCUUCCAUUACUGGUGUAAUCGUGGCCCUUGCCGGCCAGACUCAGGUUGAUAUGUCACUGAGGUUGCUGAAGGGUGGAAAACAUGUCCUUCAAGAGAAACCGGCUGUAGCUUCUGGUGGUGAACUCGAAAAAGCGAUUUCGGACUACAACUCUCUCAAGCCUGCACCAAUUUGGGCAGUGGCUGAAAACUAUCGGUUUGAACCCGCUUUUGUGGAGGGAAGAAAACUGAUGUCUGAAAUUGGAGAUAUUAUUAAUAUACAUGUGAUUAUUGAAGGAUCAAUGAACAGCUCAAAUCCAUACUAUUCAACUUCAUGGAGGCAUGCCUUAACUGGUGGUUUCAUUCUAGACAUGGGUGUUCAUUUCAUUUCUGGUUUAAGAAUGCUGGCUGGAUGUGAAAUAACUUCAGUGUCAGCCGUUACGUCUCACGUUGACUCAACUAUGCCUCCACCUGAUCACAUCUCCUCAACAAUUCAACUGGAGAACGGGAGUUCAGGAGUUUUCGUGAUGGUGGUAUCCUCUAAAUCUCCAAAGGUGGUUCAUUUUACGGCUGAUGGACAAAGCAAAAGCUGGUUUUAUCCUUUCAGUGGUGUGACUGAGGAGCUUAAAGCAUUUCUUUCUGAUAUAUCACAGGCGACCGUUAAGAAUGAUGGCAGCUUCCAAGUUGAGCCUCGGCUUGCUUUUCUUGAAGGUGCUCGAGAUGUUGCUGUUCUGGCUGCAAUUCUCGAAUCUGGAGAGAAGCAAGGUGUACCAGUACAAGUAAAAAAGAUAUAG
Striga asiatica is the source of this 963-nucleotide messenger RNA. The record is from the annotation of a GenBank genome assembly. Lineage: Eukaryota; Viridiplantae; Streptophyta; Magnoliopsida; Lamiales; Orobanchaceae.